CAGCAGCAGCUGGUGCCGGGCGGGCAGGGGCGGCGCAGCGCCGGGAUGGCCGUGGCGGUGGGGAGACCCGCGAAUGACGAGCUUCGAAACCUGUCCCUUUCCGGUCAUGUGGGCUUUGACAGUCUUCCAGAUCAGCUGGUCAACAAAUCAACCUCUCAAGGGUUCUGCUUCAACAUUCUUUGUGUUGGUGAAACUGGCAUUGGCAAGUCAACCUUAAUGGACACUCUGUUUAACACCAAGUUUGAAAGUGACCCAGCCACCCACAAUGAGCCCGGUGUGAGGUUGAAAGCAAGAAGCUAUGAACUCCAGGAGAGCAACGUCCGUCUGAAGCUGACCAUUGUUGACACAGUUGGAUUUGGAGAUCAGAUUAAUAAAGAUGACAGCUACAAGCCCAUAGUCGAAUAUAUCGACACUCAGUUUGAAGCUUAUCUGCAGGAGGAGCUGAAGAUCAAGCGUUCCCUGUUUAAUUACCAUGACACAAGGAUUCACGCCUGCCUAUAUUUCAUCGCACCUACGGGACACUCACUGAAGUCUCUAGACCUGGUCACCAUGAAGAAGCUUGACAGUAAGGUUAACAUUAUCCCUAUAAUAGCCAAAGCUGAUACAAUUGCAAAAAAUGAGUUGCAUAAAUUCAAGAGUAAAAUCAUGAGCGAGCUGGUCAGCAAUGGUGUCCAGAUCUAUCAGUUCCCAACAGAUGAAGAGACAGUGGCUGAGAUAAAUGCUACAAUGAGUGUUCACCUUCCAUUUGCUGUUGUUGGCAGUACUGAAGAAGUGAAGAUUGGCAAUAAGCUGACCAAGGCCAGGCAGUAUCCAUGGGGGGUUGUGCAGGUUGAAAAUGAAAACCAUUGUGACUUUGUGAAGCUGCGUGAGAUGCUGAUCCGAGUGAACAUGGAGGAUUUGAGAGAGCAGACGCACACCCGGCACUAUGAAUUGUACAGGCGCUGUAAGCUAGAAGAAAUGGGAUUCAAAGACACUGACCCUGAUAGUAAACCAUUCAGUCUCCAAGAGACCUAUGAAGCGAAGAGGAAUGAAUUCCUGGGUGAGCUGCAGAAGAAGGAGGAAGAAAUGAGACAGAUGUUCGUCAUGAGAGUGAAGGAGAAAGAAGCAGAGCUGAAAGAAGCGGAGAAAGAUCUCCAUGAAAAGUUUGACCAUCUGAAGCGGACACACCAAGAGGAGAAGAAAAAAGUGGAGGACAAAAAGAAGGAGCUCGAGGAGGAGCUGAGCAACUUCCAGAAGAAGAAGGCAGCCGCUCAGCUAUUACAGUCACAGGCGCAACAGGCUGGUUCCCAACAAACCAAGAAAGACAAGGACAAGAAAAAUAGUCCCUGGCUCUGCACGGAAUAAGGGAUACCCUCAAAUCUAGUUGGAUGUGCUUUUUCACCUAUGCAUCUUCUUCUUUCUGUAACGCUCACCUUGCCAAGCCCCUACUCCCUUUCUCCUAAUGGGCAUUAGAAGAGCCAGCAGGACAUGUACACACCUGGUGGGAGAAGUGAUCUCAUUCUUCCAUCAGCUCCACCUUGCUCUUUAAAGCAUGGGUCAGGGAAGUGCAUAGCUGUAAGGGUCUGUUUGCUCCCCAGGGCUGACCAGGGUGUCUCCUCCAGGAUUUUCAUUACCAAAACGAGAGAGAGAAUAAGUGGAACAGAGAACUUGGAUGCUAUCACAGAUAUGACAGUAGGAGCUUUUUUCUUCUGCCACCACCUGCACACUGCUGUUGAUUAAAUAAGAAGUUUACAGAUGGACAGAAUGUGUGCAAUAAUAAGCCAUGAUUGCUGAGUAGUAGAUUUAAGCUAGCACCAACUCUACCCUCUCUGCCAAACCAUCCUGAUCUGGUUCCUCUGAAAGCUGUGCAGUCAUGAGGCAUAUGCUCCUGUGCAUUUUAAACCAUUUAUUACAAUAGUUCCUUGGACAAGGAUCACUAAGGAUGAAGUGGCAUGAGCAGAGAGAGCUGCUAUUUGAUACUGUUGUGUUAAUGGAAUUUGUUCAGUUAUUUUCAGCUGAUCAUCUGCCUCUUCGUGUGCAAAAUGGGAUCUUUUCCUAUGAAGUCCAGCCACACAGAUCGCUGUCUCAGAAAACUAUUUUUAACUAUGUGAACCCAAUCCAGUAACUUUUACAUGCUUGAUGUAGUCUUGCUGUGGGACAUGCAUAACUUUCACUUGUUUACUUCAGAAGCAGAUUUGACAGCAAAGAGCUUGAAAAGUGCUAAAAACAAAGUAAGCUUGUACCAUAGUUUACACAUGCAAGUGGAGUGCCCUCUAGUGUCAGUGGGCUCUGUUCAUUACAGUCAUCAUUUUAGGUGUAUUGUGGGGAGUUUUUCUAAUCAGUUGCUGCCAAGCAGUGGAUGUUCAUUGCUCCUGACCACAACUCAUUGCUGUAUUUCAGUGUGGAGUGACCAAAGGAAUGCAGAGUAUUUUAUGUUGCCUCCUUUCUUGUUUAAAGAAUAAAAGCCACUAUUGUUCCCAAACUUGCUUAUGUGCUUUUUCAGAAGCACAGGGGGUUUUUUGGCACUGGUAGAGGAUUUGGACUCCUGCUGCUGGAGAGAGGGCUGGGCUUGGAGUGACAAAACCACCAUUUCUUCAAUCUGAUUAAGUGGAUUUGUGCCCAUGUAUCAAGGAAAUAUUUAAAUCAGCCUUACAAACUUAUCAUGAAUGUUAACAUUUCUGGUAUUUAAAUUUAGUUGGCUGAAACGUACUCUCCUCCAACUGAAGGAGUGGGAGAAGAAUCUUGCAAUAGUCAAAGAUAGGGAGAAAACUUGAGUAUGGAGUUAAGCCCCUGCACCUGGAACAGACUCACUGAGAAGAAACAACCUUCAGAAAAUGUAUUAAGUUCAGACACUUCCCUCAUUGAGGCCUGGUGUUCUAAACAUGGGGUUAGUGCAUUGCUAGAUUAAGGUCUGACUCCAUUAAUAUUUGAUGAUGUCCACAGAUCAUCACUUUAGUAAAAUGUGACCUUUACUGAUUAAUUAGUGGAGUUUAACCCCAUCUUCUAGAACUGCUUGAUCAGGCCCUGAUGUUACGAUGGUAGAAGCAUACUGGUUUGAUCUGUAUGAAGCAUAGGACUCAGGGUUCUCAGUGUGCUGCCACUGAAAGCCCAUGGCACAACGUGCAUUCAUUUCAAUAGGAACAGGAUCAUGGCCUAUGUGACUUUAGUAGAAACAGCUGAGCCCAGGUGAAAGUCACCCCUGGGCAGAGGGUCAGCUUGAGGCUUAGGCAUCACUUAACUCCCUCUGAAGUCUUCAUUUGAGAAUGAGAAAUAUGCAUGUGGUUAAGGGUAGGGUAAUGUUUUCAAAAGCACCAAAGUCCUUGCAGCAUCAAGGCCUGGGGAAAUGGGUGCAACUCCACUGCCCCCACUGGAUGUCGUCUCACCCAUGGAGUUUAUAAUAGCUAUGCCUUCCAGCCAAGUUAAGGUACAUUUUAUUUAGCUCCUAAUCCAUUUCCCCAUGCUCACGUGCUUGUGCCUCAGUCCUUUUCUCCUUAAGUCACUGCUGCAUGCUCUGAGUCCCUACAAGUGCCUAGUCAGUUCUGAGUAUUUUUUAAAUAAAAAGGUAAUUGUGGUAGGAUGUUGAAAUCGAAUAGUCACUAUACACCCACCUUUGGCUUUUGAAAAUGCAUGGCUAGAACUGCUCCCCUGCCCACAUAGUGUGGGCUGUAGACUUUAGGACUAAGACACAGAGUAAA
Molecule: messenger RNA, 3674 nt
Organism: Chelonoidis abingdonii (Abingdon island giant tortoise)
Lineage: Eukaryota; Metazoa; Chordata; Testudines; Testudinidae
Gene: SEPTIN11
Product: septin 11
Molecular function (GO): GTP binding
Source: RefSeq, a predicted model, not a curated record